AUGUUUGCUGACGAUUUUAAGCUGUGGAGACCCAUCAGAUCUGACGCAGACAGGUACGCGCUUAAAGACAGUCUGAACCACCUAAACAGUUGGCCAGCUCGCUGGCUCCUCAGUUUUAAUGUGGACAAAUGUGUGGUCCUGAGACUCCGCACCAGACAGACCAGUAAGGAGAACGAUUCCUUUCAAUAUGUCCUUGGCGGUCAGCCCCUUUCAAAUGUUGUGGAACAGAAAGACCUGGGCGUCCUAAUGACCUCCUCGCUGAAACCAUCUUCACAGUGUCAAAGGGCAGCCAAAAGUGCGAUAAGGGUGUUAUUUGCGCUGAGGCGAGGAUUUGUGCAGAUCGACAAAUAUCUGUUCGGAAAAACCUAUGGGGCAUUCGUCCGGUCUCACAUAGAGUAUGCAGUCCAGGCCUGGCGACCGUGGUUAAAGAAAGAUUAUCAACGACUGGAAAGAGUACAGGCGAUGGCUACGAAGAUGGUGAAGAAUCUUCAUCAUUUGCCUUACAAAACCAGGUUCACCGAACUAAAUCUGUUUCCUCUAAAUUACAGGCAACUGCGCGGCGAUCUCAUUCAAACCUACAGGAUUGUCAGAGGUCGUGAGUGUGCCCUAGACUUUAGUGAAUUCUUUGAAUUGGCCGGGACUGACCGUCUGCGUGGUCAUCCCUUCAAACUGCAAAGGAAGCGGGCUCGUUCGGACGUUCGACGGAACGCCUUCUCUCACAGGGUCAUCGGGGCAUAGAAUGGACUCCCUGAUGCCGUCGUUCUUUCCGAAAGUGUCAAGUCCUUUAAGUGCAGACUAGAUGCUCGUCUUUUGAGAACCUACUGUACAUAUAAUAAUGAUUUUUUUUAGCGGUGGCAGUUUGCGCCUGGCUCACACAUACCGCUAACUUCUUAACUUUUCGCAUUUGUUGAUGUAAUUGAUGACUUUAUUUCUGUUUGUCGAUAUGAAUAGGGAGCUCAAGGGCGAAAGCCUCAUUCCCUUAAUAACCUGACUUAAACUGACUUACGGAAGACGAAGGCGAACUUGUUCAUGAUGAAGAGUCGCCUCACGGAGUUGGACUUUUAGAAGGCAAGUUGUGGGUGUCUGUCGUCUAUUUUUUCCGGCAGACGAUGGGGCAGUGCCCGAAGAGACACAAGCGGCUUACGUCAGGCCUAUCCGGUUCCCAGUCUCACGUCUAAAGACCAUAGUCAAGACCGUGUCCUCCGUACAUUUGAUUAAUUCCGAAUCGCUCGCUGUCUUGAGCAGUGCAACGGAAAAGUUUAUUGUAGAUCUAACUGUGGAGGCUGCCCGGAUGGCCGCUGGUUCGGGGAGGAAGACCGUGUCGAAGGCUUCCUUUGAUGCUGUUAUAGCCACACUCCCUCAAUAUGAAUUUCUCGACGGCAUGUUGGAUUAA
Molecule: messenger RNA, 1393 nt
Organism: Spirometra erinaceieuropaei
Lineage: Eukaryota; Metazoa; Platyhelminthes; Cestoda; Diphyllobothriidea; Diphyllobothriidae
Source: the annotation of a GenBank genome assembly